This is a messenger RNA of Penicilliopsis zonata CBS 506.65, 2000 nucleotides long. RefSeq lists its product as hypothetical. NCBI's taxonomy places the organism in Eukaryota, Fungi, Ascomycota, Eurotiomycetes, Eurotiales, Aspergillaceae. The transcript has 6 exons. Gene Ontology annotation, molecular function: zinc ion binding; DNA binding; DNA-binding transcription factor activity, RNA polymerase II-specific. Gene Ontology annotation, biological process: regulation of DNA-templated transcription; DNA-templated transcription. Bases 6 to 2000 code for a protein of 664 amino acids. The record is from RefSeq and is a predicted model, not a curated record.
CGACGAUGGAACCGAAAAAGGAGGAGCGAAAACGGGCGAUCAGGGCAUGCGACCGGUGCCGCAAGGUGAAGGAGAAGUGCGAGGGCGGUCUGCCCUGCCGCCGAUGCAGCUACUAUCGCCAUGUCUGUGAGUUCAGCGCUGCAGAAGACAAAGCGAGAGCGAGGAGAACACGCAUCUCCAAGGCGUACGUGGCUGAACUGACGCGACGGACGCUGUAUAUGGAACGAAUCCUGAGCAAGAAAUGGCCGGGGAUCUCGCUGGAGACGGAGAGUCUACGAGUGACUGCCGAGUCGCUCGAUGAGGGUGGGGAGAGAGGCUGUCUGGACACGGUUGUUGGGGACUCUCUCGAUGAGGACGAGGAUGAAGGAGAGCUCUCGCUGGAAGAAGAGUGUACCCUUGAUCCGGUCCAGGACAAUGUGACCCGUGACUAUUCCGGCGAGUUCUCGUAUUGGAACUUUUCCAUGCGUGUCAAGCGACAUCUGGACGACCGCAUGUCGUCCACGAUGCAACCGACGCAGGUCUCUGGAUACUGGCGAGCCGAACAGCUUCGGUCAGGCCUGAGCAACCUCUCGGCCGCCAUCUCCUGCUGUCCGCCGCGGCAUAUCGCCGACUUUCUGGUCUCCAUCUUCUUCAAGCACGCGCAGACCAGCUACUUUCUCGUUGACGAGACCUGGUUCCGCGCCCGGAUGGAGCUGCUGUAUACCGACGCGGCGCAGCUCAACCCGCGCGACGCCAGCAGCAUUGCCGUCAUCCUCGCCGUGCUGGCCAUUGGCACGCAGUACGCCUAUCUCGACUCGCCGCAGCGCACUGUACGGAUGAAGAGCGGGCUGGCGUUUUCCGAGGACGAACUGGGCACCAUGUUCUACCAGCAGGCCAUCAAGCUCUUGCCGGAGAUCAUCGAGCUUUCUUCGCUGGAGAGCGUGCAGGCUUGUCUGCUCGUCGGGGUGUACACGCUGCCACUCGAUGCGUCCGGCCUGUCCUAUAUCUAUCUCAACCUCGCCCUGCGUCUGGCGGUGCAGAACGGGAUGCAUAGACGCUAUACAGGGACCGAGCUGAGCAACACCAUCAUCGAAACACGCAAUAGGGUCUGGUGGAGCACAUACGCGUUGGAGAGGAAGAUCAAUAUCCUUCAUGGUCGCCCGCUUUCCAUUCUCCGUCGAGACGUGGAUGCCGAUACGCCGGCGAAUAUCCCAGAAUUGAACCAAUGCGUUGGCCAGAUGAACACUUCUAUCCAGCUGGUGCAUUAUCUCGAAGCCUUUCUCAAUGAGAUGACCUCCCUCCGAACCAAACAGAUCAAGAACAUCCUAUCAAACAUCACCAGCACAAAGGAAUCACUCACCAGCUGGUGGGCGUCUCUGCCGUCCACUCAACUCUCUCCUGAUCGAUCCACGAUGCACCUGCAACUGGAAUACUGUCUCGUCAGACUCUUCAUCGGCCGGCCGUUUCUUCUGACCCGACAUACGGCAGAGAUGGAUUCUCCGCCUGCGCCGGCUUCCUCUCCGUCCUCCUCUUCCGCCAAAAGACCAUCUCAACGCAACGCCCUGAUACAAGACUGCAUCGACGCCGCCCUCGAGGCCCUGGACAUCUGCCAUUCCCUGCGUGACGGGCCGGGGCUCGCUCGCGCCUCGUACGUCGAGUACAGCGCGUGUCGGGCAUCGCUGCUCGUCCUGAUUGCCUACGCCAUCCAGACCGGCUCGGACGCCUACCGGGCCUGUCUCUCGCGCGGAAUGGGCAUGAUCUGCGAGAUGUCGUGUGCGGGGGAUUCCGCGCGGUCAGAAGUCUCGUUGAUCGAGAGUCUGGAGGGGGCCCUCUCCAGACUACACCAUGCAGAGGGCGCGGGUGAGGGUGAAAGCAAGAAUACGUACGACUCCUUCAAGCACUGGGAGCGGGUGUGGACAGAGGAGUCGUCGCGGCCGGCGGAGGAGUUGAACCUCGCCAGAGUCUUUGACUCGGACUUGAGUUUUUUGAAUUUUCCCGACGGUGACUUUUUAUCUGUAUAA